ACCGUGCUUCAUGUUAUGUUCAUUUCCUUUAGCGGCAAGACACACAAACAUUAUGCACAUUUGACAUUCAUACCUGUCUGUGCACAGUAGGUCUAUCUGCAUGGUAACCUCAAACCCAAACCUAACGGCUGGCUCAAACAAGAAAUGGAGCUGAUUGAACUCUUCUGCAUUAUAUGUUUCACCGCCCUGUGUACUGCUAUAGAUGAAUCCGAGAUUCCCGUUCCAUCGGUGGCUCUCCAGACACCAUGGUCUGCUGUCUUCACCUCUGAGUCAGUGGAGCUGAAGUGUAGUAUGCAGGUCAGCCCAGACCUCUGGACCUAUACCUGGUACAGAGGAGGACAAGAGGUGGUGCAGGGGGCAGGUGUCUCCUUUGGGUCAGAAGGAUCUGAUCUCACGAUUAGCCCGGUUAGACCAGAGCAUGCGGGACAGUACACCUGUACUGGACAACUCAUGGGGAGAACCGUUAAGUCUGAACCUAGCAAAGCACAGUCCUUAGAGGUCAAAGAGAUUCCCGUUCCAUCGGUGGCUCUCCAGACACCAUGGUCUGCUGUCUUCACCUCUGAGUCAGUGGAGCUGAAGUGUAGUAUGCAGGUCAGCCCAGACCUCUGGACCUAUACCUGGUACAGAGGAGGACAAGAGGUGGUGCAGGGGGCAGGUGUCUCCUUUGGGUCAGAAGGAUCUGAUCUCACGAUUAGCCCGGUUAGACCGGAGCAUGCGGGACAGUACACCUGUACUGGACAACUCAUGGGGAGAACCGUUAAGUCUGAACCUAGCAAAGCACAGUCCUUAGAGGUCAAAGAGAUUCCCGUUCCAUCGGUGGCUCUCCAGACACCAUGGUCUGCUGUCUUCACCUCUGAGUCAGUGGAGCUGAAGUGUAGUAUGGAGGACAGCCCAGACCUCUGGACCUAUACCUGGUACAGAGGAGGACAAGAGGUGGUGCAUGGGGCAGGAUCUGAUCUCACGAUUAGCCCGGUUAGACCGGAGCAUGCGGGACAGUACACCUGUACUGGACAACUCAUGGGGAGAACCGUUAAGUCUGAACCUAGCAAAGCACAGUCCUUAGAGGUCAAAGAGAUUCCCGUUCCAUCGGUGGCUCUCCAGACACCAUGGUCUGCUGUCUUCACCUCUGAGUCAGUGGAGCUGAAGUGUAGUAUGGAGGACAGCCCAGACCUCUGGACCUAUACCUGGUACAGAGGAGGACAAGAGGUGGUGCAGGGGGCAGGUGUCUCCUUUGGGUCAGAAGGAUCUGUUCUCACGAUUAGCCCGGUUAGACCGGAGCAUGCGGGACAGUACACCUGUACUGGACAACUCAUGGGGAGAACCGUUAAGUCUGAACCUAGCAAAGCACAGUCCUUAGAGGUCAAAGAGAUUCCCGUUCCAUCGGUGGCUCUCCAGACACCAUGGUCUGCUGUCUUCACCUCUGAGUCAGUGGAGCUGAAGUGUAGCAUGCAGGACAGCCCAGACCUCUGGACCUAUACCUGGUACAGAGGAGGACAAGAGGUGGUGCAGGGGGCAGGUGUCUCCUUUGGGUCAGAAGGAUCUGUUCUCACGAUUAGCCCGGUUAGACCGGAGCAUGCGGGACAGUACACCUGUACUGGACAACUCAUGGGGAGAACCGUUAAGUCUGAACCUAGCAAAGCACAGUCCUUAGAGGUCAAAGAGAUUCCCGUUCCAUCGGUGGCUCUCCAGACACCAUGGUCUGCUGUCUUCACCUCUGAGUCAGUGGAGCUGAAGUGUAGUAUGGAGGACAGCCCAGACCUCUGGACCUAUACCUGGUACAGAGGAGGACAAGAGGUGGUGCAGGGGGCAGGUGUCUCCUUUGGGUCAGAAGGAUCUGUUCUCACGAUUAGCCCGGUUAGACCGGAGCAUGCGGGACAGUACACCUGUACUGGACAACUUAAGGGGAGACCUGUUAAGUCUGAACCUAGCAAAGCACAGUCCUUAGAGGUCAAAGAGAUUCCCGUUCCAUCGGUGGCUCUCCAGACACCAUGGUCUGCUGUCUUCACCUCUGAGUCAGUGGAGCUGAAGUGUAGUAUGGAGGACAGCCCAGACCUCUGGACCUAUACCUGGUACAGAGGAGGACAAGAGGUGGUGCAGGGGGCAGGUGUCUCCUUUGGGUCAGAAGGAUCUGUUCUCACGAUUAGCCCGGUUAGACCGGAGCAUGCGGGACAGUACACCUGUACUGGACAACUCAUGGGGAGAACCGUUAAGUCUGAACCUAGCAAAGCACAGUCCUUAGAGGUCAAAGAGAUUCCCGUUCCAUCGGUGGCUCUCCAGACACCAUGGUCUGCUGUCUUCACCUCUGAGUCAGUGGAGCUGAAGUGUAGUAUGGAGGACAGCCCAGACCUCUGGACCUAUACCUGGUACAGAGGAGGACAAGCGGUGGUGCAGGGGGCAGGUGUCUCCUUUGGGUCAGAAGGAUCUGAUCUCACGAUUAGCCCGGUUAGACCGGAGCAUGCGGGACAGUACACCUGUACUGGACAACUCAUGGGGAGAACCGUUAAGUCUGAACCUUGCAAAGCACAGUCCUUAGAGGUCAAAGAGAUUCCCGUUCCAUCGGUGGCUCUCCAGACACCAUGGUCUGCUGUCUUCACCUCUGAGUCAGUGGAGCUGAAGUGUAGCAUGGAGGACAGCCCAGACCUCUGGACCUAUACCUGGUACAGAGGAGGACAAGCGGUGGUGCAGGGGGCAGGUGUCUCCUUUGGGUCAGAAGGAUCUGAUCUCACGAUUAGCCCGGUUAGACCAGAGCAUGCGGGACAGUACACCUGUACUGGACAACUCAUGGGGAGACCUGUUAAGUCUGAACACAGCAAACCACAGUCCUUAGAGGUCAAAGAGAUUCCCGUUCCAUCGGUGGCUCUCCAGACACCAUGGUCUGCUGUCUUCACCUCUGAGUCAGUGGAGCUGAAGUGUAGCAUGCAGGACAGCCCAGACCUCUGGACCUAUACCUGGUACAGAGGAGGACAAGAGGUGGUGCAGGGGGCAGGUGUCUCCUUUGGGUCAGAAGGAUCUGUUCUCACGAUUAGACCGGUUAGACCAGAGCAUGCGGGACAGUACACCUGUACUGGACAACUUAAGGGGAGACCUGUUAAGUCUGAACCCAGCAAACCACAGUCCUUAGAGGUCAAAGAGAUUCCUGUUCCAUCGGUGGCUCUCCAGACACCAUGGCCUGAUGUCUUCCCCUCUGAGAAAGCGGAGAUGAACUGUAAGAUGCAGGACAGCCCAGGCGACUGGACCUACACUUGGUACAGAGGGGGACAAAAGAUGGCGGUGCAAGAGCCAGGUGUCUCUUUUGGGUCAGACGGAUCCCAGCUUGUGAUUAGCUCUGCUAGACAGGAGCAUGAGGGAGAGUACAACUGUACAGGACAACUCAAAGGCAGAGUUACGUCUGAACACAGCAAGCCACUCUCCUUAUCUGUCUAUGAUAAGAAACCUACACCAUUGCUAAUACAAGAUCCCGGGCAUCGGAAGAUGUAUGCCAAGGAAUCAAUCAAAUUCAGCUGUAAGGUUAGCACUUCAUCUGGAUGGGAGUUCCAUUGGUUCAAGGACUCAGUGAAACUCCCGAAUCAAGGGGAGAACUACACCAUCCCAUCGGCCUCCUCUGUCAACGCCGGGGCGCAUCGAUGCCAUGCAACAAGAGCACAGGAACCACCCUUUACCACGGAGGACAGUAAUACGAUAAGCAUCAGCGUUGAAGUGCGUCCCCGGGCCAAGGUGACCCUUCUAACAGGGUGGUCUGAGGUGUUCUCCGCCGAUCGACUGGAUCUGAAAUGCGAGGUGCACGGGAGCGAAGACACGUGGAACUACACAUGGUUUGGCGGAAGUGAGCAGUCCCCGUUGUCUUUUAACGCCAAACACCCGGUCAUGAGUAAAGACGUGAACCAGAGCCACUACAGCUGCAUGGGCAACCGCUCUUCACGGCCUUUGUAUUCCCAGCGAAGUGAACCCUUCAAGACCACCAAUCUCCUUCUUAAGAGAAGAGUUCUGCUCUCCAUAUCUGGAUGUCUGUUCUUCGGCAUCAUCGCUGUCUUCAUCGGAUGCAUUGUGAUGAGAAUAACACGCAAACCAGUCACGAGCGAAGACAAACCCGAAGAGGUCAACCUCUUUCUUACCAGGGCGGAGCUGCAAGCCAGUGAUGUUGCACCUUGUCCACUGGCGGAGUAUGUCAGUGAUGAGGAAAAGCCGGCUUUAACUAAAGAUGCAGAAGACAUAGACACCGUUUGCCAUGAAUCAACACCUCUUCCAUUAAGUUUCUCUGAGGUCGAAGCUGAGACGUCCGAGACCAAUGGUGGACUAAAGUCCUUUAAAUAUUGACCUGGUUGAACCGUGAUGACUCGAACCAUUGUUCUGACCUGACUUGGUUAAACAGUUGCAAAUUAUUAUUAUUUUUUCAUUGAUGUUUAUGGUUUAUUGUUGCAUUGUACAUGUUUUAAUGGGAACCUACUGAUGUAGGAUGGUUUGAUAUGAAAUGAUUGGAGCAAACACCAGGUGGCAGCAUACAUACUUCUGCCUCUAACAUCAAACUGACUAUCCAGCAUCUCCCUUAUCUGUAUGAAGAUGUAGGCAUAUGUCAGAAGUUUAUAUUGGUCCUAGACAACUUACCAUUGAUGUUUUCUGUUGUCUUACUAGUGUUAUCAUAAUUACAUUAUGAGAGUGUGUGGAUGAUGGCAGGUUUAAGUAGCCUCACCUGGCCAAGUCUGAUUCUGAGGCUGGCUGAGGCUCCAAGCACACUAGGGAAGAUCUCCUGCAUAGCAGUGGAGCACCCUUGCCAUGUUCAUUACCUGCAAAACUUACAUUAAACUGGCUUCCACAUAA
This is a messenger RNA of Gadus macrocephalus (Pacific cod), 4815 nucleotides long. RefSeq names its product hemicentin-1-like. The record is from RefSeq and is a predicted model, not a curated record. NCBI's taxonomy places the organism in Eukaryota, Metazoa, Chordata, Actinopteri, Gadiformes, Gadidae. Gene Ontology annotation, molecular function: transmembrane signaling receptor activity. Gene Ontology annotation, biological process: cell surface receptor signaling pathway. The transcript is spliced from 21 exons. Bases 145 to 4314 code for a protein of 1389 amino acids.